UUAGUUUCCAAUUACACACUCACUAAUAUUUCUAUUCAUAUCUUCCAACAACAAAAUAAAAAGCUACCAACAAAUUUAAGUGUCCAAGUUCCAAAUUCAAUGCCUUCUUCUUCUUCUUCAUCGUUUCUUAUUGUCUUGCUUUGUUGUUACCAUGCACUUAUUACCAUUAUCCCUUGCGCACUUGGUGACCCAAGAACGACAGAGGCAGCGCUAUUGUGCUCCAACAUAAUUAUAUCCCCACCUGUUCGCCGAGAUUUCAUAUCAAACUUCUGGGAUGCCUUGAGCUCCAUGACCCCUCUUGUUUCUAACAAAAAAUUUGCAGCUCUUCACAAAGGCUCUCAAAAUGCCACUGUCUAUGCUUUUAGUGAGUGUAUGAAAGAUCUCUCUAAACCAGAUUGUGAUGUUUGCUUCUCUGAAUCCAAAACAAAGAUCUUAAGAUGCUCGCCGUUUCAGAGAGGCACUAUUGGUGGAAGACUCUUCCUUGAUGGGUGCUACAUGAGGUAUGAUCAUAAAAAUUUCUUCAAUGAUAGUAGUGUUAGUGGUGAAGAUAAAACUGUGUGUGGAACCAAGGAUUUUGGUGGGGAUAGGAGUGUUUACAAGGCUAAUGCUAUGGAACUGGUGAGGAAUUUGAGCUUGGAAGCACAAAAGAAAAAUAAUGUUUGGUUCUUCCAUGCUGGGUCUGUGAAUCAUAGGAAUGUGAGUGUUUAUGGUUUGGCUCAGUGCUGGAAAUUUGUGAAUGAAAGUGGAUGCAAGACAUGUUUGGAUGAAGCUGUUACUAGGAUUGAAUCAUGUGCUUCAAAAGAAGAAGGAAGAGUGUUGAGUGUUGGUUGUUACUUGAGGUAUUCAAAUGACAAGUUCUAUAAUGAUAAUUCAAGCAAUGUUGUUGUCCCUUUCGGAAAACAAGGACAUAGUAACCUUCCUCUGAUUGUGGCUGCAUCAUCUUCUUCCUUGGCUCUGCUACUGAUCGUUGUAACGGUUACUUUCUUUGUAAGAAUGAAUAUAUUGAAGCAGAGAAGAGAAAGAAGAAAGUUUGGUGCGCUUUUGGAAACAGUGAACCAAUCUAAACUAAAUAUGUCAUAUGAAGUUCUUGAACAAGCAACAAAUUACUUCAAUGAUUCCAAUAAGCUAGGAGAAGGAGGAACAGGUUCAGUUUACAAAGGAGUUCUGCCAGAUGGAAAGAUUGUGGCCAUAAAAAGGCUUAGCUUCAUCACAACACAAUGGGCAGAUCAUUUUUUCAAUGAGGUGAAUUUGAUAAGUGGGAUUCAACACAAAAAUCUUGUGAAGCUUUUAGGGUGCAGCAUUACAGGACCUGAAAGCCUUCUUGUUUAUGAAUAUGUACCUAAUGGGAGCCUCUCUGAUCACUUCUGUGUUAGAAAGAAAUCUGAAGGGUUGAAUUGGGAAGUGAGGCAUAAGAUCUUGUUAGGAACUGCAGAGGGCUUGGCCUAUCUUCAUGAGGAAUCACAAAUGAGAAUCAUUCAUAGAGAUAUAAAAUUGGGAAAUGUUCUACUUGAUGAAAACUUCACACCCAAGAUUGCUGAUUUUGGACUUGUUAGAUUGUUCCCUGAAGACAAUUCUCACCUUAGCACAACCAUUGCUGGUACACUGGGUUACAUGGCACCAGAGUAUGUAAUUCUUGGGAAGUUAACUGAGAAAGCAGAUGUCUACAGUUUCGGAGUGUUAGCCAUUGAAAUUGUAUCAGGAAAAAAAAUUAGGUCAAUUGUUCAAAAUUCAAUCUCCCUUCUACAUGAGGUUUGGAGCCUGUAUGAAACAAAGAAGCUAUGUGAAAUAGUUGAUCUAAGCCUAGAGGGAAAUUACCCUGCAGAGGAAGCAUGUAAACUCCUUAAGAUAGGGUUGCUUUGUGCACAAGCUUCUCCAGAGCUGAGACCAUCAAUGUCACAAGUUGUGAAAAUGAUUAAGGACAACAAUCAGGAACAGAUUUCUGAACCAACGCAGCCACCAUUUCUAAACCGUUGCAGCGGCGAAUUCAGCAGAUCUAUUUUAGAUGCUGAAGAUAGUUUUAAUGCUGGAUCCUAUGCUCAUCAUCACUCUUCAGUCUAUAACACGAGUGAAAAUCUGAUUCAACCUUUGUACAUUUCAAAUCGGAGUUCAGAAUAUUUUAGUGCAUGAAACCUUUAAUUAUGCCCAUAAUACAUGAAUUUCCAUGUAAAUUUUUGUUGUAUGAUUCCUUUUUUUUAUACCUUCUCUUUUUUUUAUUGAGAUUGUGGAAUUGGGGUGUUUCGAAGGUUUUAAUCCAAUACUUACUCUGUAUAUAUAUUUGU
Molecule: messenger RNA, 2279 nt
Organism: Arachis duranensis
Lineage: Eukaryota; Viridiplantae; Streptophyta; Magnoliopsida; Fabales; Fabaceae
Product: cysteine-rich receptor-like protein kinase 3
Exons: 8
Coding region: 100-2127 (675 amino acids)
Biological process (GO): protein phosphorylation
Molecular function (GO): ATP binding; protein kinase activity
Source: RefSeq, a predicted model, not a curated record